Molecule: messenger RNA, 1339 nt
Organism: Neolamprologus brichardi
Lineage: Eukaryota; Metazoa; Chordata; Actinopteri; Cichliformes; Cichlidae
Source: RefSeq, a predicted model, not a curated record
CCAGGCUUCAAACUGAGUUACCGGCUUCUGUGUGAGACACAAAAUGUCCUUACAGUCCGUCGGGAGACAGCAGGAUGGAUUUAUAUCUUGUUUACUUUAGUAGACAUACACUAUUUCUCAGGUUUCUGGGAUUUUUUAACCAAAAGCGACCGAAACUUCGGUGUUUGUUCAACUUCUGGGAUCUAAGCAGCUGUUUGGCUUAACCGGUUGACUUGUCAUAAUACUAGUAAUAAUAAUAAUAAUGGAUAAUAGCGGCGAAGUCUCCAACGACAUUCGGACUGUUUACGCUGCUGUUUCCAGAGAACCAAACUCUGACCUGAAGAAUGGACAGCUUUUCAAACUUUACAAGAGGAGGUGGUUUGUGCUGCUGGUGUUGUGUCUCCUAAACUGCUCCAACGCAACGACAUGGCUUACCUUUGCACCAGUGGCGAACCAGUCUGCCCAGUACCUGAAAGUUACUCUGGACGAGAUCAACUGGCUAUCACUGGUCUACAUGGUGGUGGCCAUACCGCUCAGCUUUGCAACCACUUGGAUGCUGGAUACUCUUGGACUGAGGAUAACGCUGAUCCUGGGUGCCUGGCUGAACAUGCUCGGAGCCGUGCUGCGGUUCCUCGGCACGCUUCCGGGUGAGAGUUUUAAAAUCCAGUACCCGAUAGUGAUGUUGGGACAGACCCUCGGCGCCUUGGCUCAGCCCCUCAUCGUUUUCGCUCCCACCAAGCUGGCAGCCCUGUGGUUCCCCGACCAUCAGCGGGCCACAGCUAACAUGAUCGCCUCGAUGGCUAAUCCCCUGGGAAUCCUCCUCGCUAACAUCAUCUCUCCUGUGAUGGCUGAAACAUCUGCACAGAUCCCAAAGCUGGUGAGUUUAACAAAGAAACCUUUGGUGUUCAGAAAGCAGAGUAGUCUCAGUGCCCCCCCGACGCCGCCCUCAGCCAGCGCAGAGACCUCCAACUCAGAGCCGUUUGUACAAGGGAUCAAGCUGGUAAGAAAACACAAAGCAGAAAAACACAAAACAGAGCCUGAGGACUUUGCUGGGUUGUGCGGCGCCCUCUUCAUUGUGUUUGGCAUCAUCGGCGCCGGUAUUCUGGGUCUCUAUGUCGACAAAACCAAGAAGUUCAUGGAAGCCAUAAAGAUCAACAUGAGCUUCUGUGCUGUGGCGUGCAUCGCCUUCUCAGUGGUUCAGUCGGUUGUCUACAUCGUCCUCCUUCAAGCUCUGACCACACGGCUCGCAGACUCUCCCCUGUCCACCUGCGGGGAAGCAGCCUUGAGCUGGAAGGGAAGAAACCUCCGGCAGAAACUGGCUCAGGGGGAGGAGGCCAUCUGCUGCAACGAAUGGCGGUGA